Molecule: messenger RNA, 1245 nt
Organism: Alternaria viburni
Lineage: Eukaryota; Fungi; Ascomycota; Dothideomycetes; Pleosporales; Pleosporaceae
Exons: 2
Coding region: 1-1245 (414 amino acids)
Source: RefSeq, a predicted model, not a curated record
AUGUCAGCAUGUCUUAAGCCCCUCGAAGUUGUGCAGAAACGCAACAAGUUGGCCCUUGAGCUGGACAACAACACCGGUGGCCAGUGCACUCGGAAGCUGAUCAACGAAUGGGAUAAGAAUUGUCUCGCGAACCAUAUGUACUGCGGACAAGCCAGUGACUCUGCUUUCUUGCCUACGAGAUUGCUUGAGAUCAACGAUGUUGGUAACCCCACUACAUGUCGCCUGGUUUUACGAGAAGAGGUGCCUUGCGCCUCAAGAUACACUGCGCUGUCGUAUCGCUGGGGUGCCAUGAAGACAAAAGGCGAGACCCGUCUUUUGGAGUCUACAUUCGAUACGAUGCGCACUGGAUUGCCACUCAGUUCCCUUCCAAAAACAUAUGUCGAUGCCAUUGAUGUCACAUCAUGGCUAGGUAUCCGAUAUAUAUGGAUUGAUGCAAUCUGUAUUAUACAGGACCUGUUACACGAUUGGCGAGCCGAAGCUUCUACAAUGCAAGCUAUCUACCGCAACUCCUACCUUACCAUUUCAGCUAUUGCGGGGACUCACGACAAUCCUGGUCUGUUCUACGCACGAGACCCUGUCAGAGUCCAGCCAACUAUCGUCAAUAUCGCAUACACAUCGUGCGACAAUCCCGUGCCUUUUGUACAUCGUGAUGAAAAAAGGAAGGAGGCAGAGUCUUUCCAGAUGGGCAACGUCACGAUGGAGCGUGGCUGGUGUCUUCAAGAACGUCUCUUAUCACCCCGUGUCUUACACUUUGGGUCACAUCAAGUCUUCUGGGAGUGUCGCGAACAACGCGCAUCUGACAAAACCCCGGAGUCUUUGGACGUUGAUACGGGCGAAGUCACUGGCGGACAGUUCGAGCUGAGAGGUCCCUGGGUCACCAUCGUCACAACAGGAAAAAAGGGCAUUCUGGACAACAAUAAUUUCCUGGCCCACUUCCAAUAUCUUGAUCCGAGUUCAGCGCUCGAAAAACCUCUCGUUAUUGAGACUGAUGACUCGGUCUAUCACGACACCGAGAUCAUCUACGAUACCCAGGACGACAUGGUGAAACAAGCCUUCUGCAUGCCUAUAUGUACAUGGCGGAAUGAGCUUCCUACCUGGCACUUUCGUGGCAUCGUUCUAGUGCCAGUAGAAGACGGAGGCUUUAAUUACCGCCGCAUCGGUCUGGUCGACGGUUUCUUCAAGACUGAAGAGGAAGCGCACACCUUCUUCUCGCAAUUCCCGCGAAGAAGUGUUACAGUUACAUGA